UGCGCGCCUCCCUGCUGCUGCUGUGUUUUCAAUGUGCGUCACAAUUUUUGUGAGAGGGUGUUGAAGAGACACCAUCAUCAUCUUGUAGUUCAGCCAGGUUGGACCGCUUAUACUUGGUGUGGAUCAACUAUACAAAAUCCUGACCAGCAUCAUGACGCAGGGCAAGCCCGCGCUCGCCAGCAAGGCCCCCGGUGACUCAUCCAAUGGACAGUCCUCAGUGUCCCCAUCUCCCCCUAGUUAUGAGGAAGCUACUGCAGGUUCAAGUGAACCUUGCUACAAUGACGUUGAGACGCUCACAGAGUUCACUUGGGAUGAUCGGAACAUCCGAAGGAUUUUCAUACGUAAGGUUUAUGCCAUCUUGAUGAUCCAGCUCUUAGUGACCUUUGCUAUUGUGUCUCUUUUCACUUUCUGUGAUCCUGUGAAGGACUACAUUCAAACCAACCCAGGAUGGUAUUGGGCCUCUUACGGAGUGUUUUUCGUGACAUAUUUGACUUUGUCUUGCUGCUCUGCACCGAGGAGACAGUUUCCAUGGAAUUUGAUCCUGCUCGCCAUCUUUACACUUGCUCUAUCCUACAUGACAGGGAUGUUGUCCAGCUUCUACAACACCAAGUCAGUGGUUAUGUGUUUGGGCAUCACAACUGCAGUCUGUCUCCUGGUCACAAUCUUGAGUUUCCAAACUAAGGUUGACGUGACAUCAUAUCAAGGUGUGCUCCUCAUCUUCUGUAUUGUCAUGUUUAUCUCUGGACUGGUGCUUGCUGCGGUUCUUCCAUUUCAAUAUGUACCUUGGUUGGACACCACCUAUGCCGUUUUGGGAGCCAUAUUGUUCACCAUGUUUUUGGCAUUUGACACCCAGCUCCUCAUGGGGAACAAACGCUACACCAUCAGCCCAGAAGAGUAUAUUUUUGCUACACUCAACAUCUACCUGGAUAUAGUCUAUAUAUUCUCCUUCUUCCUCCAGAUUUUUGGAACAAGACGCGAGUGAAAUGGAUAAAAAGGCACACAUAAAAAAAUAAUGGUAAAGUAUAUCUGUAUGUAACAAUAGUCAUAGCAUUUUGGUGGACCCAGAUAUUUUGUCUGACCUUGAUAUUAUUGUCAGUUGUGAGAUGCAGCUAUUAUACAACACAUCUCUCAAUAUCUGCACAAAACAAGUCUUGAAUCUCUCUUCCUCUCCAGCAUGCUUUGGACAUGUUUGGUAUGUUAGCUUGACAUCCUUGCAGUUUUCCAAUCAUAACAACAGACCUGUGUUUAUGUCUUUGGCCUGAAGUAUGCAUGUUGCAUUGCAGAUGUCAACUUAUGAGGUAUUUGAGCUACUCAGUACAUCAGGGCAUUCCAACCGGUGGACCUGGAGUCAAAUUCGGCGCCGGAAUGACACCAUACAAAAAACAUUUUUGCAACAAUUUCCUAAAAACACAGGAGUGGUCCUAUUGUAUAGAGCAGGGGUCGGGAACCUUUUUGGCUGAGAGAGCCGUGAAAGCCAAAUAUUUUAAAAUGCAUUUCUGUGAGAGCCAUGUAAUAUUUUUUAACACUGAAUACAACUAAAUGCGUGCAUUUUUAAAUAAGACCAAUAUUUUAGAGUUCAAUAAGUCUCUUAUUCUUUUUAAUAACAUUGUUAUUCUGAAGCUAACCAAUAAUGAAUAACAUACUUCUUACCAUUAAUGCGACUUCUUGAACAGAUGCGGUAGAAAACGAAUGGAUGUAUUAAUAAAAUGCAUGACAAAGUUUUAUAUUUUGAACGUUAUUUUUAACACUGUGAUUACCAGCGGAAUUAUUCAUUACUUAUCGUGUUAAGCAGGGUCAGCUAAGAUUUAUCUGAGAGCCAGAUGCAGUCAUCAAAAGAGCCACAUCUGGCUCGAGAGCCAUAGGUUCCCUACCCCUGGUAUAGAGGAACUUUGACCACUGUAAACACAUUGGCAGAUCCUUGCAUUGACAUUUUAACCUUGCUAGCAAACAAAACACUAGGGUCCAAAAUUGGGAUUCGCUUAACAGAGGCAUUCUUCAAGGCACCCCUUUAAGUCAUCUCCUUUUUGGCAUUUACACACAUUUUUUGUAAUGUGAUUUAUGUAACAAAAGUGUUGCUGUAGCUUGUUUACUUCAGAUGUAGUCAGUAAUCAUUUGUUCAACUUUUGCAUUUAUACUAGUAGUGUUCCUAGAGUGCUGUCAUAGAGAUGAACUUUGACUAGUUUUCUUUGCAGAAGGUCCUUAAAAACAACAGAGCACUCCUGUAACUCUGACAAAAAAACAAACGGAAAUCAAAUGUCUACUGUAGUUCUG
Nerophis lumbriciformis (worm pipefish) is the source of this 2271-nucleotide messenger RNA. RefSeq names its product protein lifeguard 2-like. Gene Ontology annotation, biological process: negative regulation of apoptotic signaling pathway. Gene Ontology annotation, cellular component: endoplasmic reticulum; Golgi apparatus; membrane. Lineage: Eukaryota; Metazoa; Chordata; Actinopteri; Syngnathiformes; Syngnathidae. The record is from RefSeq and is a predicted model, not a curated record.